UACAGAUAUAAAAGGCCUACUUUCUCAGUUCGAUAUCAGAAAUAUUUAUACCACAAUGCAGCAAUUACGUGUUUUUUCGAACUUUUCCUUGCUUGCCAUUAUAUUGAUGGCCAUUGGGGGUUGUUUCGCUGAAAAGUUGAAAGAGAAUUGGCAAAAAUCUGGCCAAUCGAUUUUCGAUUACUGCGAAGGUUUAUACUAUACGUCAGAGACACCGCAAAAAACGCUUUGUCAGAUCCUCAAGUUGGAAGCAAAUGACAACACCCCAAGUGGAGACUCCUACAUUAAUUGCAACUUCCGACUACUAAACUAUGUCAACGAUGAAGGAUUAAUCGAUGGGGAUAAAAUCAUUCAAGAUUUUCAUGCAGCCCAAAUAACGGACAAGGACUCGGAAGUCAAUCAAAUUAUUCAGGACUGCGAACAAGAGCUGCCUUCCAAAAAAGCGAUUGAUUACUACACAUGCUUUCUGAUAAAUAACAAUGUUAAAUCAAGUUUUUCUAAAGUUUUUAAAGCCAGAGGAGUUCGCCCACAAAAUUCUGAUUCUAAUUAUGACAGCGAGACUGCCGUGCUUCAAUAUGAUUUGAAAGCAAAUGACUGUUCUUCGGAUGUUUAGUAAAGUGUUUUAAACCUACUUAAAUUUAAAAGAAUAUUUUAUAUUAUCGCACUUGCAUGCACUGCAGCUCAAUGCUUAUCAUUUCUUGGCCAAGGUCUGCACAAAUAUCCCAUUAUAAAUGAAAAUGGCUUGAAUAAACGAUUUUAAGUUAAUGCAGCA
This is a messenger RNA of Uranotaenia lowii, 769 nucleotides long. RefSeq lists its product as uncharacterized. Gene Ontology annotation, molecular function: odorant binding. The coding region runs from base 56 to 610 and encodes 184 amino acids. The transcript is spliced from 2 exons. Lineage: Eukaryota; Metazoa; Arthropoda; Insecta; Diptera; Culicidae. The record is from RefSeq and is a predicted model, not a curated record.